AUGAUCAGAAAUGCUUUCAUUCUUCUUGCUUGUGCGCCACUGACUUCAGCUUUCAGCUCGAUUUCACAGCAUGCUUCCAUUCGCAAUCACCAAUCCACGAUUUCAUUUGCCAAGCCUCCAUCGGUACAUGAAGAAAAGCUAGAUCUCUUGCAAAUCAAUGAGGAAUCAUCCCCAAUAGUGGUAGUCCAAGAUGUUCCAAAAGCGAUACGUGGCGGUGUGAAUACAGCUGCCAUGGUUGCUGUUUCAGCGGCGGCUUUGACGGCAGCAGUUGCAUUUUCUCAAGUCAGCAAUGCUGUUGACAUUACUUCCAUUACUGGAGGAGCAACUUCCUUGGCGACUAAUGCGAACUCAUUUUUGGGUAGCUUUGGAGAAACAGGGUUCUACCAAGCCUUUAGUCUGGUAUUCCUCAGUGAAAUCGGUGAUAAGACGUUCUUCAUUGCGGGGCUUCUAGCUGCCAGAUUUUCGAAAACCGUCGCCUUUGUGGGAUCCAUCGGAGCCCUUGCCGUCAUGACUGUCAUUUCAGUUCUUAUUGGACAAAUAUUCCACGUUGUUCCGUCAGGUAUUGCAGAUGGCAUCCCAUUGGAUGAUGUUGCUGCUGUAUUGGCCUUUGCCUUCUUUGGUUUCAAGACAUUGAAGGAAGCCUUGGCUAUGGAGGAAGGUACUAGCAUUAUGGACGAAGAGCUCGAGGAAGCUGAAGAAGAGGUCGAAGGGUUCGUAGGAAGUGAUGGCAAGGGCGGGAAAACUGCGUUCGCUCGUGUGUUGAGUAUUUUUGGCCUUGUCUUUGCCGCUGAAUUUGGAGAUCGUUCCUUCCUGUCAACCAUUGCUCUUUCGGCUGCUCAAAAUCCCGUUGGUGUUGCAGUUGGAGGUAUUGCUGCCCAUGCUGUCGCAACCGGUAUUGCUGUAUCUGGUGGUGCUGUCGUUGCCAAAUACUUAUCAGAACGAGUGAUUGGGAUCAUUGGAGGCUCUCUCUUCAUUGUUUUCGCAGUGACUACAGCACUAGGCAUCUUUUAA
Messenger RNA from Cylindrotheca closterium, 1011 nucleotides. The record is from the annotation of a GenBank genome assembly. Lineage: Eukaryota; Bacillariophyta; Bacillariophyceae; Bacillariales; Bacillariaceae.